Schistosoma guineensis is the source of this 948-nucleotide messenger RNA. The record is from the annotation of a GenBank genome assembly. NCBI's taxonomy places the organism in Eukaryota, Metazoa, Platyhelminthes, Trematoda, Strigeidida, Schistosomatidae.
AUGCAUGACCGAGCGCCUUCAGCUGGCUUUGGAAUAGUUUGCUGUUGUUGGCUCAUCGAUAUAUUGAUUUGUAUGGUUUUCAUCUAUAACGAGUUGCAUAAAUUUCGCCGUCUACAAUUCCGGACUGCAUUGAAUAAAGUUAGCUCUUCCUUAGUCAGAGUUUCUCAGUCGUCGAUUUGGAAAGGAAGCAUCUUUGAUCCAGUAUGUUCACACAUUUGGGUUUUACACCCAACAAUACGCUGGAAAUCUAAAGGGGCACAUGUGAAAAAUGUUAAAAAAUUUGAUCGAAGUGAUAUCACUGCAGAAGUUUUAUCACUUGUAAAAGAGGAUAAAAUGAACAAAGAAUUUCAGAAUAUCUUGUCACGUUUUCAAAACUCCCUAAUCCAGCGUUUAAGUUUAAGAAUGACUCCACAGAUAUUUUUCGAUAUUAUGCUUCCUGAACUAAAUGUAAAACUUGGUCAAGUGGCGAAUAUAAUCCUGCAAAAUAAUAUGCACCAAAACAUAACCUCAAACAAUUCUCAUAACAGAGCAAAUGUAGGGAAUCACUAUCUUCUCGUCGAUCUUACUGGCAGACCUGAACUUUUUGUUCCUGCUCGGAAGGCAGUAAUUUCCUUUUUAGAUCCAUGUAAAGAUGGUUCUGGGGAAAACAGGGUUCAGUCAAUUAAUGAAUGUACAUUUACCAUACAAUUAAAUACUGUUAUUACCCAGGAAUCUCGUCAAAGAGCCCUGCUUCAAGGACAAGAAUUAUUACAUCAGACAAUUCAUGAAAUGGAUAAAAUUUAUCAUGCUCAUAAUAAACUAUUACAUUCUAAAGAAGCCAAAGAAAAAUUAAGUGAAGAUGAUCUAUUCGCAGCUCGUGAAUAUCUACGUUCAAUGAUUAAAGAACAACAUAAAUUAGCUGAAGCAAUGUGGUAUCCGAAGAAAUUAGAAUUAGAAGGUGAAAAAUGA